Molecule: messenger RNA, 711 nt
Organism: Filobasidium floriforme
Lineage: Eukaryota; Fungi; Basidiomycota; Tremellomycetes; Filobasidiales; Filobasidiaceae
Product: vacuolar ATP synthase subunit E
Exons: 6
Coding region: 1-711 (236 amino acids)
Biological process (GO): proton transmembrane transport
Cellular component (GO): proton-transporting two-sector ATPase complex, catalytic domain
Molecular function (GO): proton-transporting ATPase activity, rotational mechanism
Source: RefSeq, a predicted model, not a curated record
AUGUCUUCGCGAACCGGUGCUCUUGACGAUGGGGAGAUGGCUGCCGAGAUGAACAAGAUGGUCGCUUUCAUCUCGCAAGAAGCCAAGGAGAAGGCUCGAGAGAUUCAGGUCAAAGCGGACGAGGAGUUUGCCAUUGAGAAGGCCAAGAUCGUGCGACAGGAGACUGCUGCGAUCGACGCUCAGUUCGACAAGAAGCGAAAGCAGGCCGAGGUCGGAUGGAAGAUUGCAUCAUCGACUGCAUUGAACCAGUCCCGGCUCCAGGUCCUGCGAGCUCGUGAGGAACACUUGCAGAGUAUCUUUGAGGAGGCUACCAAGAAGACCAAGGAUUUGAAGAAUGAUCAGGGCAAGUACACCAAGGUCUUGGAGGACCUGAUCUUGGAGGUUCUUCUCAUGUUGAUGGCACCAGAGGUCACAAUCGACCACCAGAAAGCCGCCGGUGACUUUAUCAACAAUGCCGGUGAUGCCGCUCUGAAGAGGUACAAGGAGAUUUCCGGCCGAGACUGCAAGCUCGACUUUCAGACCGAGGUUUCCGACGAGUCUUCGGGAGGUGUCAUUGGAAGCGUGAUGAACAGGCGGAUCAAGGUGGAUAACACCUUGGACGAGAGGUUGAAGAUUCUCGAGGAGAAGAUGUUGCCAGAGAUCAGGACCGACCUCUUCGGCAAGAACCCCAACAGGAGGUUCUAUAACGUGAGUCCAGAGUUAACAGCCUGA